UUGACUAGCAAGCGGAUAUUUGAGCCAGGAUUACUUACAAUGGCUGGGAUUAACACCACUCCCUGGCCUUUUAAUGAAAUGGCAAAUGUAUCGAGGAAAGAUCUAAACGGGUACAAUAACGAGGAUUAUGUUUUUGAUAAAACAUAUAUUAGAAUAAUCUUUGUUUCUUUAUACACCGUAGUGUUUUGCCUCUGUUUUUUUGGUAAUCUUCUAGUUAUUCUAGUGGUAAGCCUUAGUAGACGAUUAAGGACAACUACGAACUUCUUCUUAGCAAAUCUGGCUUUGGCCGAUUUCUGUGUGGCAAUUUUUUGCGUUUACCAAAACUUUCUGAUUUAUAUUGUGGAAAGUUGGAUCUUGGGUGAAUUUUUAUGCAAGAUGUAUAUUUUUAUCCAAUCAUUGAGUAAUUCAGCAAGUAUAGUGAUUUUGGUCGUAAUAUGUACAGAAAGAUACUUUGCCAUUUUAUAUCCGAUAACAUGCAAGCAAAUAUUGACGACAAUCAGACUAAAGGCCAUUAUAGUUGUUGUUUGGGCAACGUGCAUAUUGUAUAGUUCGCCGAAAUUCUAUUGGGGAAACACCGUGACAGUAACAACGGAAAAUAGUAGCGAGACAGUUUGCGUACUAAAUAGACAAAAGUUUGACUCGAAGCUCUUUGAUGUCGCGCAUUUUGCGCUUUUGUAUUUAAUGCCGUUGGCGAUAAUAUCGCUACUCUAUACGAGAAUCGCAAUCUGCCUAUGGAACAGCUCCGAGCAACUAAAACAGCAACUCGACGGUUCGACUAAUCUUAAUUAUUACGAAACUCUAUAUCCGAAGUGCAGGCAAGAAAAUCAGAAUUUUACCGGAAGUGAAAACAUCUUACGUAGCUCAAGAAAGGCACCCAGCCUUACCCAACACCCGACAGCAAACGUUCUUAAAGCGAGACGAGGAGUUAUAAAGAUGCUUAUUAUCGUAGUUUGUACAUUUGCCCUAUGCAACUUACCAUUUCAUGCACGAAAACUAUGGCAGUACUGGUCUCCACACUACCAAGGACAUACCAAUUUUAGCGCACUAUUAACGCCAUUAACGUUUCUUUCGACUUACUUUAAUUCUGGUGUUAAUCCUCUGCUGUAUGCAUUUUUGUCCAAGAAUUUUAGAAGAGGUAUGAGAGAGCUACUCUUCUGCUCCCAUAAAACUAACUGCCGUCAGAGAAACUUUAGAUACAACACCAAGCGAUGCUCAAAAUCUACCGAGUGUUCACACCAGCCAGAGAAAAGACUUAAUAGUACUGUUGACAUAUUAGUUCAUGAAAUGUGAUAGUAAACUGUAAACAAAUAUGAACAUGUAAAUAUAUGGUUUUUUAAAUG
Molecule: messenger RNA, 1340 nt
Organism: Anthonomus grandis grandis
Lineage: Eukaryota; Metazoa; Arthropoda; Insecta; Coleoptera; Curculionidae
Product: trissin receptor-like
Exons: 7
Coding region: 40-1290 (416 amino acids)
Biological process (GO): G protein-coupled receptor signaling pathway
Cellular component (GO): plasma membrane
Molecular function (GO): neuropeptide Y receptor activity
Source: RefSeq, a predicted model, not a curated record